AUGAGUCGAAACGUGUUGAUAUUAGCAUUAUUCAUUUCUGCAACUCGUAGCAAUCUGAAACAAUCUCCCACUACGGAUGAUCCAUGGGAUUUAGACGGGCCUUGUCAAAGAUAUGUUGAGAAGUUUGCAGUAGUUCAAUCCGAGAUGGUGCAAUGUGCUACGAAUUGGUCAAUUCCUCCUAAGGUGUGUACAAACUGCUUUCAGCAAUAUAUUGAUUUCAAGCAAUAUGAGUAUUAUACAAAACAUUUGGACAACAUUUUUUCACUGGACAAUCGAACUUGCUCUCAAGUUAUAUACGAUAAUUAUUUGUUGUCUUACAGUAAUGAUAUUUCCCAUGCUUUAACGUCAAAAAUUUGGGAACAAUCAAGAUGCGACUCUUGUAUUCAAAUAAAAUGGAAUUUUGAGCAAAAUAAGUCCGAAGUUGCUUUUAGCGAUCGUACCAUGCAAUUUCAGAACAGAUUAUAUGAAUGGCGAAAUUGUGUAGUGAAUUAUACAUCUGUUCCAUUUCGAAUGAGCGAGAUUGGCAAUUCAAGCGACAUUUGCGGACUAUGUAAAACUCCUUUUAAUGACUUGUUCAGCUAUUACUGGAAAAUUUAUAUCACUCCUGAGAUCGAUUUUUGUGUAGACGUUGAAACUACGAUGAACGAUACAAUUCAUUUAUGGAACGACGUUUGGAAAUGCGCGGAGCGUCAAGACAGAAAUCGGGAUUUAAUUAGUGUAGUUGUCACAUUUGGAAUUCUUCUUUUGUUAACCGCAUUAUUCUAUGCAGCUAGCUACAUCCAAGGAACUGAAGAUUCUAGAAAUUUAAUUAGUUAUUCACGGUUGGACACAAGGCCUCAACGAUCGCGACUAAUUUCGUCAAGUGUCUCAGAUUCGCAUUUUAGACGUCAAACUCUAAGUCCUCCGACAUCGACAAUAUCAGUACCAGUCGAUAACCCACAUUGA
Molecule: messenger RNA, 945 nt
Organism: Caenorhabditis bovis
Lineage: Eukaryota; Metazoa; Nematoda; Chromadorea; Rhabditida; Rhabditidae
Source: the annotation of a GenBank genome assembly